CACCACUACUCCACCAAACUCCACCCCAAGUACACCAGCUCACCGCACCACCACCCCACCCUGGUCAGCUCACCAAGCCCACCAUUAACUUCACCACUUGGCAGUCGCUUGCCCUAUUCCCACUCCCUUUACCAAACCUGCCACUCACUCUUAUCCUCCUCAUCCACACCGAUCUUGCAAUAUUCCUCCUUCACCAUGCCUACAGACAAGCGCAAGCCCACCAAGCGACGUCCAACAUCAAAAAGAUCUUCAAUAUCUGGCAAACCACCUUCAAAACCGCCUCACAAACGACGGAAGAAAAAUAACAAGCAAUCUCUAACCCCUGAGGAGAUCGCACUUGACGGAUCAGACUCAGAUGAUGAAGAUUAUCAACCUAACCUCCAACUUGAAGAACAAGAAUUAGACGACAUGCGAAAAGAAGACCCCACCGACAGAACUUCAUCUAGACCAGGUCCCUCAGCUAACAACUCAAGACCCGCUCCCCCAACAAACACCCAAUCCAACGCUACAAAGAGAAAACACCCUGCCAAAACAGUACCACCUCGUAUUCCCAUCACAACAUCACUAACCCUUGAGAACUAUUCUACCAAUGGUCGACAGCUGGGCCGACCGGCACUUGAGAGGAUGUUGAAUGAUCCAAAGCGCAAGACUCAGAAUCGACCCCCAUCAAACGUUCUAGGUGAAGCUCAGGCGCUACAGGGAUAUUAUACAAUGGAUAAGAUGAGUCUCUCUUUGGUUGGAAACACCUCCCUUGCCACUCUGGAAUCCGCACUCUUCGAAGGUCCUAUAUCACGCGAUCGCAACGGCUACACAACAUGGAUGAGCUACAGCCUGGCCAACACAGUCGAAAUCUCCAUGCCUGCAGGCCGACAACCCGAUGGCUUUGCUGAACAUAAUCAAAACUGCCGCAAAUGGACCGAACUGACCGAUCCUGAAAAAGAGAUAUUUCAGCCAAAACUUUUCGAAAAGCUAGCUUACGCCCAUUUCUCAAAUAUUGCCACCGCGGUUUCUGAUGAAGAACGCGCAACAGAAGAAGAGGUAACUCAAUAUAUGAUUCAUUUCACCCAACUCGCCAAUCUGGUCAAGGUAUCCAAACACCUCCAAAGUGGUGUGCUGGGACAGACAAUAGCAAAGUCUCUUGCGGUCAUUGAGAAGAGGGGUCGUGAAGAGAUUGGAAAAGUGGCUACUCAGGAAUCAAUACGGACCAAGCUCACCAACUUGCUGAAUCAUGAGAUAAGAAAGAAUCUGCCAAAGCCGCCUGAGGGACCAAAGCAAGACGUCUAUCCAAAGACCCCCAAUCCACACGCAACUAUAGCCAGCCGGCUUUUCCAAGGCCUCCAGUUAGCCGUCCGCCAAGCCACCGACUCCCAAGUCACUCAGGAGAUGCUGAGCAUCGGGGCCAAAGGCGGGCGUCUUACUGACAAACAAGUAAAAACUUGGAUCGACGACAUUGAAGAAGGGCGAUAUUCUAUAUAUAUUGCAACAAACAAUGGAUAAAGGAGACUCUCGGAAGCAUGAUUUCUACUCGCCACCGACUGUCACCAAAACAAAUGGGUCUAUCUUUUUUCCUUCAGUUUUUUCCUUUUUUCAUUGAGUCGAGUCUAUCUAUUUCAUCCAAAAUUUCUUAAUACAUUUCUUUCAUUUGUUGGUUCCCACUCGCUGUUGUCUCUGUGGUUAGCCAUUGUGGUCCAUUUAUUAAUAUGUUAAUCAAAGGUCAUAAUGUUCUAGUCAAAUGACUACUCUCUAUACCUAUAAUUUCCAUCCU
Molecule: messenger RNA, 1765 nt
Organism: Melampsora larici-populina 98AG31
Lineage: Eukaryota; Fungi; Basidiomycota; Pucciniomycetes; Pucciniales; Melampsoraceae
Exons: 6
Coding region: 196-1497 (433 amino acids)
Source: RefSeq, a predicted model, not a curated record